This is a messenger RNA of Cynocephalus volans (Philippine flying lemur), 1675 nucleotides long. RefSeq names its product galactokinase 2 (gene GALK2). Lineage: Eukaryota; Metazoa; Chordata; Mammalia; Dermoptera; Cynocephalidae. Gene Ontology annotation, biological process: carbohydrate phosphorylation; galactose metabolic process. The transcript has 10 exons. Gene Ontology annotation, cellular component: cytosol; cytoplasm. The record is from RefSeq and is a predicted model, not a curated record. Bases 95 to 1486 code for a protein of 463 amino acids. Gene Ontology annotation, molecular function: ATP binding; galactokinase activity.
AAGAAAGCGGCUCCUGCUGCAGAUACCCCGUAAUCGUCUUGGGAGUUUUGCUUCGCCACUUGAAACUGCAGGAGAAAGAAGAAUCUAGCAAAAUAUGGCUACGGAGGGCCCUGCCACACGUCGAGUCCAGGUGGCAGAACAUCCCAGAUUGCUGAAGCUAAAGGAAAUGUUUACCUCUAAGUUUGGAUCUCUUCCCAAGUUUUAUGUUCGAGCACCAGGAAGAGUCAACAUAAUAGGAGAGCAUAUAGAUUACUGUGGAUAUUCUGUUCUUCCUAUGGCUAUAGAACAAGAUAUAUUAAUAGCUGUGGAACCUGUGAAAACACACACUCUCCACUUGGCCAAUACAAAUCCCUUGUAUCCGGACUUCAGUACUAGUGCCAGUAACAUUCAGAUUGACAAAACCAAGCCUCUGUGGCACAACUAUUUCCUCUGUGGAUUUAAAGGAAUUCAGGAACACUUUGGUCUUAGUAAACUGACUGGAAUGAACUGCCUGGUAGAUGGAACUAUCCCACCAAGUUCUGGCCUCUCCAGCUCCAGUGCUUUGGUCUGUUGUGCUGGCUUGGUGACGCUCACAGUGCUAGGAAUGAACCUAUCCAAGGUGGAACUUGCAGAGAUCUGUGCCAAGAGCGAGCAUUAUAUUGGCACUGAAGGAGGAGGCAUGGACCAGUCCAUAUCAUUUCUUGCAGAAGAAGGAACUGCCAAGUUGAUAGAAUUUAAUCCUCUAAGGACAACUGAUGUGAAACUCCCAAGUGGAGCAGUGUUUGUCAUUGCCAACAGUUGUGUGGAAAUGAAUAAGGCAGCAACUUCCCAUUUCAAUAUCAGGGUGAUGGAGUGUCGGCUGGCUGCAAAGCUCCUGGCUAAGUACAAAAAUUUGCAAUGGGAUGGAAUACUGCGGCUGGAGGAGGUACAGACCAAACUAGGAGUUAGUCUGGAAGAAAUGCUGUUGGUCAUAGAGGAUGCCCUUCACUCUGAACCCUAUAGCCCUGAGGAGAUCUGCAGGUAUUUGGGAAUUAGCCUGGAGGAUCUCCAAACCCAAAUCCUGAGUCCAAACACUCAAGAUGGUGAGUCUGCUGGAAUGCUCAUUUUCAAACUCUACCAGCGGGCAAAGCAUGUAUAUAGCGAGGCUGCCCGAGUCCUCCAAUUUAAGAAGAUAUGUGAAGAAGCACCUGAUAACACGAUCCAGCUGCUGGGAGAGUUAAUGAACCAGAGUCACAUGAGCUGCCGGGACAUGUAUGAGUGCAGCUGCCCUGAGCUGGACCAGCUGGUGGACACCUGUCGGAAGUUUGGCGCUCAAGGGUCACGACUUACUGGAGCAGGAUGGGGAGGCUGCACAGUAUCAAUAGUACCUGCUGACAAGCUGCCCAGCUUCCUAGCAAAUGUGCAUGAAGCUUAUUACCAGAGGAGUGAUGGAAGCUUAGCACCUAACAAGCAGAGUCUGUUUGCUACCAAACCUGGAGGCGGGGCUUUGGUUUUCCUUGAGGCCUAAACAACGUAAAAAAUCUCCGAGAAACUAUUGAGGGCAUUUAGGAACUGGUAGGACUUCCUAUGCCACGGUAAAUUAAUCUUCUUUCUGUUUUGUAUUAUGAGAAUGAUUGCUACUAUCAAGAUAUACUUCCAGAGAAACAGGUGAAAGCUCUCUGUGAUACUUCAUAAUGAUUAUUUUUCCAUCUCAAAA